AUGAUUCUGGCAGUUCUGUGCAUCAUUGCUUUGUCCGUAUUUACUUUUACAGAUGCUCAAAGCUGCCCCGGCAGUAAAAUCACCGAUGUCCAGCGGAAAACGCUUAUAAGACAGCAUAAUCUAGCGCGGGCAAAACUGGCACGUGGUCAAGUGAAUGACAGCAGUGGCCGACAGAUGCCGCGCGCUAGUAACAUGAUGGAAUUGACCUGGAGCUGUGAACUGGAAAAAUCUGCGCAGGAAUGGGUGUCGCACUGCAGCAUGGACCAUUCACCGCUAAGACGGCAAAACAAAGUCGGAGAAAACAUCUACUCGAAGUACGCCCAGCUGGGUAUUCAAGGUAAAGUUAAUCACAACUGUCAUUUAUUCUGUAUAAUACGUUAA
This is a messenger RNA of Gongylonema pulchrum, 381 nucleotides long. The record is from the annotation of a GenBank genome assembly. NCBI's taxonomy places the organism in Eukaryota, Metazoa, Nematoda, Chromadorea, Rhabditida, Gongylonematidae.